Caenorhabditis remanei is the source of this 453-nucleotide messenger RNA. RefSeq lists its product as uncharacterized. The coding region runs from base 1 to 453 and encodes 150 amino acids. The record is from RefSeq and is a predicted model, not a curated record. The transcript is spliced from 2 exons. Lineage: Eukaryota; Metazoa; Nematoda; Chromadorea; Rhabditida; Rhabditidae.
AUGUGCCGUCUUGCCAUUUUCGCUCUUCUCGCCGUCGCCGCUGUCUCCGUUUACGGACAACCAGCCGGACAAGAUGUUCCACCAUUCCUCCGUAAUGCUACUCCAGCUCAACUCCAGAGCUUCCAACAACUCAUCCAAGCUAACGGUCAUUUGACUGAGUCUGCUCUCGACGCCAAGGUCUCCGCCUGGGUUACCACUCAAGGAGGAAAGGUCGCUGCUGAUUGGGCUGACUUCCAAAAGUUCAUCAAGGGACAACAAGGACAAGCCGAGGCUGCUCAUCAAGCUGCUGUUGCCAACUUCUCUCCAGCCGCCAAGAAGGCUGACACUGAUCUCACCGCCAUCUCCAACGAUUCAUCCCUCUCUGUUCAAGCCAAGGGACAAAAGAUCCAAGCUUACCUCAACUCCCUCCCAGCCAACGUCAAGGCUGAGCUCGAGAAGGCCCAAGGACAAUAA